AUGGCGAAAGUGGAUGUGGAAGAGUCACCCCUGCUCCGGCUGCCACCAGAGCUUAGAAAUAGGAUAUACCAUGAACUCUUGGCCAACACCCCUGGCAUCUUCCACCUGAACGAGGAAAACAUGGCACACCCAAUCCUCAACACCAACCGCCAACUACGAUCUGAGUGCACCGGCAUCUUCUAUGCGAACACUACUCUCCAGUUCUCGUCUCCUGCAGUCUGCACACGCAGACUGACAACACUUGACCCGAAGAUCGUCGACCUUAUCCCCGAGUUGAGGUACGACACGAGCGAGACAUGCACUAAAGCCAUGAGCUGGAGGACGGCGUUUCGAGAGUUGCCAGGGCUGGACGAAGAUACUAAGCUGGAGAAUCUGAAAGAUGAGUUGAAGAGGGAGGGGGUGGCUUUGAGGCUUGGUGUUCUGAAGGCACGGAUAUGUAUUGCUGGUGGGCCGAGCUGGACGAGUGAUCCUUUGGCUGCGGCGUUGGAUGCGGUCAAGCAGGGCGUUAUGGUGUCCCGGAUGAUGUUCAUGUAG
This is a messenger RNA of Fulvia fulva, 534 nucleotides long. RefSeq lists its product as uncharacterized. The transcript has 2 exons. The record is from RefSeq and is a predicted model, not a curated record. Bases 1 to 534 code for a protein of 177 amino acids. NCBI's taxonomy places the organism in Eukaryota, Fungi, Ascomycota, Dothideomycetes, Mycosphaerellales, Mycosphaerellaceae.